GUUUUUUCGUUCCUUCAUGCUCAUGCUCGUGCUUCGUUCUCACGUGUCUCCUUAAAUAUAUCAUAUCAUCCGAGCUUGCCUCUCUUCUUGUUUCCUUUCUUCUCAGAUCUCUCUUUAUCUCAUCUCCAGCGUUGCCCCCCAAUCAAACAAAACUAGACUCACAGAUCUUUCACUCUCCAACAUUCAUUCAGUUCCCCUUCAGCCACUCUAGAGAGGUUCUGCUUCAAUUGCCACCAGUGACGAACACGCACACUCUCCCCCAGCCUUCGCGACUGCACCUUUUUCUGACCGCGUCAACGUUAAAUCCUCACACAGACCUCCAAAAUGUCCACCUUUCCUGAAUCUCAACCUUCAUCAUCAGAAACCUUACCCACAAACUCACCUUCAGCGUCUCGACUCGCUCCCGUAAAAGAAGCCAUAAAAGCUCUCCUCAAUCAGCCCGACUAUGACGAUGGCAGCGCUGGGCCUGUCUUGGUCCGCUUGGCCUGGCAUUCAGCGGGCACGUAUGAUGCCGAGACGAACACGGGAGGUAGCAAUGGCGCCGGCAUGCGCUAUGAAGCCGAAGGCGGCGAUCCAGCCAACGCAGGCCUCCAGUAUGCCCGGGCUUUUCUCGAACCCAUCAAGGCGUCUUUCCCUUGGAUCACCUACGCCGAUUUGUGGACACUCGCAGCAAUCGUUGCGAUACGUGAGAUGGGCGGCCCCGAAAUAUCCUGGCAAGGUGGCCGGACCGAUUUCACCGAUGACUCUCGAGUGCCGCCACGCGGGCGCCUACCGGAUGGGAGCAAAGGCGCUGACCACCUUCGUUGGAUCUUCUACCGCAUGGGCUUCGAUGAUCGAGAGAUUGUGGCCCUCAGUGGAGCCCAUAACCUCGGAAGAUGCCACAGCGGGCGCUCCGGUUUCGAGGGUAAAUGGGUCAACAACCCAACUCGGUUUUCGAAUACAUAUUUCAAGUUGUUGAAGACGCAUGAGUGGAAAAAGAAGAAGUUGGAGAAUGGACUGGAGCAGUUCAUUUACGUUGACGAGGAUCUUGAUCCAGAGGAACAGGAGGAGGAGACUCUGAUGAUGUUGCCUACCGAUAUGGCUCUGCUGGAAGAUCCUAGCUUCAAAAAAUGGGUGUAUAAAUAUGCCGAGGACAAGGAGUUGUUCUUCCGAGACUUCGCAGGCGUGUUUGCCAAAUUGAUGGAGCUAGGAAUUCAACGCGAUGCCCAAGGAGACGUCAUCAACCAAGAGAAUGUGGAAGAUGGGUAUAGAAGUGCCCCCAAGAAGAGUGAUUCGCCUGGCGUACCGGGGCGAGAUCAGGGCGCCGGGCAGAUUGCGCAUGAGGCUGGCCGAUUGAAGAAGGAAAUGGAGAAAGCAAAAGGUUCGGUGGUGCUCAAGUCGAAGAUGUAAUGUGGCGCUCCAGUAUAGCAUCAUUGGGUUGAUCACGGCGUUUCAAUGGAGCUUUGGCUUUGUCAUGUAGAGAAGGCGUUAAAGAUAUUGGGAUGACUGCAACGAGACUUGUUCUCUGACAAAUUGGUGAUUCCCCCGAUAGAUUAUGAUGGUGCUUUUAGAUUCCAGUUGAGUACUCGUGAUUCAGGUUCGUCAAUUAGAUGGUGUUGUCUCAUUAAUUGCUG
Messenger RNA from Exophiala oligosperma, 1613 nucleotides. RefSeq lists its product as uncharacterized. Bases 325 to 1389 code for a protein of 354 amino acids. Gene Ontology annotation, molecular function: heme binding; peroxidase activity. The record is from RefSeq and is a predicted model, not a curated record. The transcript has a single exon. Lineage: Eukaryota; Fungi; Ascomycota; Eurotiomycetes; Chaetothyriales; Herpotrichiellaceae. Gene Ontology annotation, biological process: hydrogen peroxide catabolic process; response to reactive oxygen species; cellular response to oxidative stress.